Fusarium redolens is the source of this 654-nucleotide messenger RNA. Its product is annotated as ankyrin repeat-containing domain protein. Lineage: Eukaryota; Fungi; Ascomycota; Sordariomycetes; Hypocreales; Nectriaceae. The annotation marks the transcript as partial. Gene Ontology annotation, molecular function: protein binding. The transcript has 2 exons. The record is from RefSeq and is a predicted model, not a curated record.
GACUACGAUGAGUAUGUUCAAACCAGGCACACGUUACUGUGGACGGCCGUCGAGGAAGGACGAGAGAAUGAUGUUCGGUUGCUGUUACGCGAAGAUUGCAUUCAAAAAAAUGGAAAAGACCAUAACGACCACACACUCUUGUCGAUCGCCGUGGCCCUUGGCUUCACUAUCAUUGUCAACCUUCUCCUCGACAAGGAUGAUAUCGAAUUAAACCCUAGAGAUAUAAUUGACCGGACGCCGCUUUCUGCAGCCGCAGCUAAUGGGCACGAGGUUAUCGUUAGCCUGCUUCUCAAGAAAGAUGAUAUCGAAUUAAACCCCAGAGACAGUCACGGUAAAACGCCACUCUCCCUAGCAUUGGCCGAGGGGCAUGAAGCUGUCGCUGAAUUGCUCCUUAACCAGGACGACAUUGAUCUUGGCCCUGAUUAUGAUGAAGGACGAACACCGCUCUCCAGAGCCGCAGAGAACAACAGUAUUUCGGCAGUGAAUUUAUUGCUUGAGAAUAGCGGCGUUAAUGUGGAUUAUAAGGACCAGGAUGGCCGUACACCGUUGUCCAGAGCCGUUGAGAAUCAACACAAUAUUGUGGUUUCCUUUCUUGCAGCUCGAGACACUGUCACUCUGCAUUCGCUAGUUCAAAAAGGGAAUCUGCCGCUUAUC